AUGGCUUCAGAAAAGCCAACAGAUCAACAGACUGUUACCACUUCUGGUAUUCGCGAUGCAGAAGCGGUACAACUAGAUAUCAAAGAUGAGGCUGGAUACUUGGCUGCAAGAGCGUUGACGAGCGAUGCCGUGGACGAGGAAACCUCUCGAAAAGUUCGACGAAAGAUUGACGUUCGCAUCUUACCUUUCCUAUGCGUUACCUACGCUUUGAUGUUCAUCGACAAGACCUCCUUAGGCUACUCUUCGGUGUAUGGUAUCAUACCCGAUAAUAAGCUUCAAGGCCAGGAUUACUCUUGGGCCAGUUCUAUCUUCUAUUUCGGAUAUCUUAUCGCCGAAUACCCUGGCAUCGCAAUCAUUCAGAGGUUCCCAGUAGCCAAGUUUCUCGGAGUUAACAUAGUACUGUGGGGUGCUAUUCUCAUGACAACAGCAGCAUGUUCUUCCUUCGCCGGCCUUGCUACUGUGCGGUUCUUCUUGGGGAUGGUUGAGGCGACGGUCUCACCCGGCUUCGUGGCCGUCACCGCAAUGUGGUGGACCAGACAAGAACAAGCAGGUCGAUCGGCCCUCUGGAUCUCUUUCCUUGGAGUUGGCAAUUUAGUCGGAACACUCCUAGCCUAUGGCAUCGGUCAUAUCCAAGGCUCUCUGUCUACUUGGAAGUACAUCUAUCUUAUUCUAGGAAGCCUUACCACCAUUUGGGGUAUAGUCUUCACGCUUUUUGUACCUGAUAGUCCAGCAAGUGUCCAAUGGCUGGACGAGGACGAAAAGGUCAUCGCCAUUCAACGAGUAAUCGAAAACAAGACUGGUACCAAAUCUCGCCGUCUUGUCGGCGACCAGGUCAUAGAGGCGAUUACUGACCCUAAAGUGGUUAUCCUAGGUUUGAUAUCAUUCGUCAAUGCCAUUGCAUCUGGUGGGCUAAGCUUCGGCUCCUUGAUUAUCUCCGGCUUAGGAUUUGAUCCACUACAAACCACCCUGUUGAACCUACCCGGUUCUGCAGUCCAACUUGUAGCACAACUCGGCUCUGGAGCCCUCACUUCUUACAUCGGUGGUUUUCGUCUACAAAUCGCAUCUCUAGCUAUGAUCCCGCCGAUCAUAGGGACUGUCUUGAUCAACCAACUCCAGCCAACGAACAAAUGGGGACGUCUUGUAGGAGCUUGGUUACUAGGCUCUUAUCCCGUGGGGUUUAUGGUAAUUCUUGGCCUACUCGCAACCAAUAUUGCAGGUAGCACUAAGAGAUCUGUAGCCUCAGGCUGGGUAUUCGUCUGCUACUGCAUUGGUCAAAUCGCCGGGCCACAGUUCUUUGUGAGCAAGGAAGCCCCAGCCUACCGUGGUGGUAUUGUAGCCAUGCUCUGUGGCUUCAUUCUCAAUCUGGUCCUGAAUCAAGUUCUGCGUUUACUUUACAUACUCGAAAACAAGAAGCGAGAUAAAAUGCUAGAGGGCAAAUCAGAGGAUGAGCUUGAUGCGAUGGAAAAGGAGAGUAAUCUACAGGGUUUCGAAGACGUCUCUGACAAGAACAACGCCAUGUUUCGUUACGCGCUAUAG
Molecule: messenger RNA, 1536 nt
Organism: Daldinia childiae
Lineage: Eukaryota; Fungi; Ascomycota; Sordariomycetes; Xylariales; Hypoxylaceae
Exons: 6
Coding region: 1-1536 (511 amino acids)
Biological process (GO): transmembrane transport
Cellular component (GO): membrane
Molecular function (GO): transmembrane transporter activity
Source: RefSeq, a predicted model, not a curated record